AAAUAGAAGUAAACUUGUCAAAAUUAGUAAAAGUGAAGUUUAGAACCAAUCAAAAUGGAAGAUAAUUAUCUACAUCUACAUUGUAAUUAGUUUUGUCACAAUAAAGUUUUGUUAUUAAACAUUUGGAUUAUAAUAUCAAGGAAUACGUAUCUUAACCUAUUUAAAUAGUAAAUUAGACUUGUAAAAAUAGAAUACAUGUGUGAGGUAUUGGAAAUUGUUUAUAACUGUACUAAAUAUCAAUUCUUUUGUAAAUUUAGAAAUGAACUGAGUGUGUGACAAAUAUUUACAUUAUGGGUAAUUGUUUAAAACGAUCAACAACAGAUGACAUCUCCCUCCUGCGGGGCAGCGAUAGCGUAAGGGAAUCGUCUUCUGAUCAGUUGGGACCUUCUCCAUAUCAGGAAACAUUACCCAUUCAGACAUCGGCUCCGGUAUAUCACCCGUCCCCUAGCGUAACACGGCCAGUUGCGCUCUUAACGGAAGAAGAGCAAGUGAAGAUUGCCAAGCGCAUAGGACUUAUUCAACAUUUGCCUACCGGAACGUAUGACGGAUGUAAAAAGGCGCGCGAGUGUGUUAUUUGUAUGGUAGAGUUCUUAGUGGGUGACGCGGUUCGUUAUUUACCUUGUAUGCAUACUUACCAUAUGGCAUGUAUUGACGAUUGGCUGAUGCGCAGUCUGACAUGUCCCAGCUGUAUGGAACCAGUUGAUGCCGCCUUGUUGACGAGUUACGAGACCAAUUAAUGGCUAGUGCCUUGCAAUUGUAGUGAAACACUGUGAUUUGUACUGUCUUCAUGUCUGGGUGUGAAUGUUUUCUGUGAUAUUAGCGCAUCUGUAUCAGAAAUUGGGGAAUUUCUUAAUAGUUUUGUUAGCAUUCAUAUUCUAUAGUUAGUUGUCGACGAAUUUUAGUAAAUGUCGUUUAUUAACAGCUAAAAAUAGUGCAACACUGCUACAGUUUUCUUCUUUGGCAGAAAAUAUAAUUUCCAAAAAUGAAUGUUUCCCGGUAAAUACAUGUUUUUGGCAACUGGACAAACACUCAACCAUGACCUUUAAGAUUUUCUUUUCUACAAAAUGAUGACUAACUAAGAAGGUUUGUGCAUUCAACUCUAAGGGAUAUCGAUGAGAUAAUCACUUAUAAAUUACUACAAUCAUCAGGUAAAAGGCUUUGAAGGCUCUCUAGUACUUAAAGAGCUUGAAAUUACAAAGCUUCAAGCUCAUUCUAUAUGUAAGGAUUUGGAUUUUCUCGGUAAACCCUUUCCUAUAAAUUUGAAACUUUGGAUUUAUAUUUAAUUUGAAUCUUCAACUGUUUUAACUCUGUAAUGUAUUUAACAAAGACUUCAAUUCCAAGAAAGUGGGCUUGACAUUAAAACUAAGGGUAGGCCUAGGUGGACGCAUGAUAAUUUAAAAAAUGAAAUAACAAAAACCACAGUAAAACUUUAAUAAAACGAAACAUCAAAGCAAGACCAAUAUCAGUUGUUCGCUGAUGAGGACUCCUUUUAUUAAAGUUUUGUUUGGUGCGUAACACAAUGAAGUUGAGGUAACGCUUAUGUGCUCGAUUUUCCGUCGUCUGUCUGUCUGUUCCAUCAAGAUCUCGGCCCCUGGGCCACUUGGAGAGUUCGGGUUUUCGCUAAUUGGUCUAUAUUUGCCCGUUACUCAUCAUUUACAGUUGUGUUAUGCGGCAACACCCACAAGUGGGGUUUGAAACAUUUUUAUUUCCGUGUUUGUUAAUUUAACGACCACGAGGUACAGUAUUUUUGUGAUAGUAUUAUUUUAUUUAGAGAAACAUAAUAUCCGUAAAUUUUCCUAUAUUGCACACAAUAGAGAACUGAUACAUCGGAACAUUUUUAGAACUUCUGGGUUAGUUCUCAAACGCGAAACAUUUUUUUAAUUUUAUGUUUAUUAGGCGUUUUGGAAUAAUUGUUAUAAAAUUGAAAAGAGUAUACCAUAAUCCCCAGUGAAAGUGUUAGCCAAGGUGUCAUCCAUCCGAGUUUCCAUCCAAUGCUUGCUACUAAAGAAGAAUGUUAGCUUGUGGCACGUAGCUCUCAAACGAAGGACCCUUGGUGUCUUUGGAAAAAAAGUUUGUUUCGGUUCCCUCUACCGCUCCUCUGUUCUUAAAUAAUAAUAAUAAUUGUAUUGCCCAACAGUUAACAACUAAUCACUGUGUUCAUGUCUUUUAAUAUAUAAAUCUCGGACCUUUUUUCCAGAUGCAAAUGGAACUAGCAACACAAAUUUGAGCGUUUAAAAAAUGCAUCUAAAUGAAAAAUAAGAUUUGGAUUUUUGAAAAUUUGAAUUGCGAGCCAUUUGUUAGGAAGUUUUCGAAAAACCUAUCUAGAACUAAUGCGGGUGCAAAUAGGACUAUUAAGAAACGCUUCGGCGGUACAUAUACUAAAGUGUAGUUCCCGAUUUUUGAUAGUGAUAUACUAACUUCACAGGCACGUGUGAAUGGUGUGUAACUGUGAAGUUUCCUAAUCGAGAAUAGCAAAUAUUCAACAUUAGUUACUUUUAUUCUGCAUUAAUAAGGCAAGGUGUAAGUUAGGUGUGAUGCAGAAUAUGCGAUUUCAUCCAAAUAGCUUCGCUCUGAUUUAUGUGAUAAUAGCGUUACUGUUGGCUCAUUGUAGAGUUGCUUACGACGACCGAUAACAGUAUUACUGCCGCUCUAAAUUAGUAUACCGAUGAGGUUGCUUUUAUUUUAGUUCAGCUGCAGUAAUGCGAGGGCUAUUAUUGUACACUGUGAUAACCUUUCGACUGAAGUUCUUUUAAUAAAACGUUUGUUUGGGAAUACCUUAACUUAUUACACAUCUUGCAUCACACUUGAAUUAUUUUGCAGAUCAUCUCUAUUGUACUUUAGGUAAACAAUUUAUUAUUUUUUGACUUCCGAAAAUGUACAAUAUUCUUAUAAGUGACGUCCAGUUGGUAUGGUUUUUACAAUUAUAUAGAAUGUAAAUAAUUUAGUUAGUUGUGAAAAUAGAUGAACCGUUAAUUGCAAUAAUAGAAAAGGGAUUCAAUCUUAGGUUGUAGAUAACGUGAUAAAGAGUGAAAGUGGGUGCAGUUUAAUGUACAUUAAAUAUAUUUAGCUAAAUAAUAACUAAUUUUUAUUGACCAUGGGGUAGUGGAAAGUGUUAGUUGUGUCUGUUAAUUUAUGUUUAGGGACUGUGUAUUCAUUUGUAGGAUGAGAUAAUUAUGUAGGUAUCUGACUGCUGUUUGUGAUAUCUGUUACAAGUCAGUUGGUAGACGAAAAAUGGGCACGUUUAAUUUUAAAUACCUACCUGAUAAAAUUAUAUUGGUUUUUGUAUUUUUACAAGUUGUGUGUUUCAUAUGUAAGGUAUAAAAUGGAACGAUCUUCAUUUUUGCACCACUCCAAUAUUAGUAAAUUACAGAAAAAUUGUGAUAAAAUAUGUGUUUGCUUUUAUAAACAUAAGUAAGAUAUGAAAUAAAUAUCUGUAGGUUUAAUAAAUUUGAUUUUAUAUCUGAGAA
Molecule: messenger RNA, 3467 nt
Organism: Photinus pyralis (common eastern firefly)
Lineage: Eukaryota; Metazoa; Arthropoda; Insecta; Coleoptera; Lampyridae
Gene: Rnf11
Product: RING finger protein 11
Exons: 2
Coding region: 291-737 (148 amino acids)
Source: RefSeq, a predicted model, not a curated record